UUUUCAGCCUUCAUGAUUGGAAUCCAAUGGCACUCGUUGCUUCCUUGAAGUUUCCUUGGAUAAAGACUGCAUUUAACUAGCUAUUUGCAGAGUGCAGACUUUUGCUACCACUAUCCACACUUUGCUUCAGAUCUCAUCCAAGCAAAACCAGUCCCCGAUAUUGUUUCCUUUUCAACUAUUGCAUUUCUGAAAAUGGCUGAGGCUUUACUUGGAGCUGUGUUUGAGAAAUUGCUCUCCCUAGCUCAGAAUGAAUUUGCAACCAUGUCUGGAAUCAAGGGAAAGGCUAAGAAGCUCUCAAACACUCUUGAACUGAUCAAGGCUGUUGUUGAAGAUGCUGAGGAGAAACAGACAACAAACAAACCUGUAAAGGUUUGGCUGCACCAGCUCAAAGAUGCUGUGUACGUCCUAGAUGAUAUCCUUGAUGAAUGUUCCAUAAAAUCACUUCGACUUAAGGGAUUGUCCUCUUUAAAACUGAAGAGCAUCAAGUUUCGCUAUGAGAUUGGCAACAAGCUGAAAGAGAUUUCUAAGAGAUUUGAUGAGAUUGCUGACCAGAAGAACAAGUAUGUUCUGCAAGAGGGUGUCAGGGAAAGGUCAACUGAUGUAGCUGAAUGGCGCCAAACCAGCUCGAUAAUUCCCCAAGCUAAACUAUAUGGAAGAGAAGAUGAUAAGAGGAAGAUUAUGGAGUUUCUUCUCAGCCAAGCACGCGAGUCUGACUUCCUUUCCAUCUAUCCCAUUGUCGGCUUAGGUGGCAUGGGAAAAACAACACUUGCUCAAAUGGUCUACAAUGAUGAUCAGGUAACAAGCAAUUUCAACAUCAAAGUUUGGAUUUGUGUUUCUGAAAAUUUCUCUGUCCAGAGGAUUUUGUGCUCCAUCAUAGAAUCUAUUACAGAAGAAAAAUAUGAUUGCUUGAAUUCAGAUGUAACAGAAAGAAAGGUGCAAAAACUGUUGCAAAGUAAAAGGUAUUUUCUGGUUUUGGAUGACGUGUGGAGUAAAACUGAAGAAAUGGAAUUUGGUUUAACCCAAGACAAAUGGAAUAAGCUGAAAUGCGUGUUGUCAUGUGCAUCCAAAGGAGCUUCUAUUUUAGUAUCCACUCGUGAUAUGAAGGUUGCAGCAAUUAUGGGAACGUGCCAAGCUCAUCAUUUGUGCGGUCUCUCAGAGGAUGAAUGUUGGAUGCUCUUCAAACAAUAUGCAUUUGGAACUGAAAAAGAAGAGCGUGCAGAGCUGGUACCUAUUGGAAAAGAGAUAGUAAAGAAGUGCAGAGGAUCACCUCUUGCAGCACAAGCAUUAGGAGGUCUCUUGUUCUCAAGGUCUGAGAAAAAGGAAUGGCUUGAAGUUAUGGAAAGUGGGCUUUGGAAUUUAGAAGAUACAGAAAUCAUGAAGGAAGAUUUGAUACAUCUUUGGAUGGCUAAUGGGUUUAUUUCAUCUAGGGCAAACUUGGAGGUUGAAGAUGUUGGCAAUAUGAUUUGGAAUGAAUUGUAUCAAAAAUCAUUCUUUCAAGAUAUGAGGUUGGUUGAUUAUUCAAGUCAUAUUUAUUUCAAGAUGCAUGAUCUUGUCCAUGAUCUUGCUCAAUCAAUAAUGGAAAAAGAGUGCAUGGUUUUGGGCAACGCGAACAUCACAGAUUUGCCAACAAGCACCCACCAUGUCGGUUGUGGCUCUGGUUGGGAUGUAUUGUCGCUCCACAAGCGCGCCUUCGAGAAAGUUGAAUCCUUGCGAACAUUUUAUGAGUUAAAAAACAACUCCAAACAAGAAGUUUCAGCCACUAGUCAUUUCCCAACCCACCGCAGUCUUCGGGUAUUACGCACAAGUUCUUUCGAUUUAUCAUCACCCAAGAGUUUGAUUCAUUUGAGGUAUUUGGAACUUUUCGACCUUGAGAUGGAAACCUUGCCCGACUCAAUUUAUAGCUUGCGGAAAUUGGAAAUCUUGAAGUUGAAUAAUUUGAAUAAACUUGUUUGUCUACCUAAAGGCUUGACUUGCUUACAGGAUCUUAGACAUCUUGUCAUUGAAGGUUGUGAUUCAUUGUCUUGUAUGUUCCCUAACAUUGGAAAAUUAUCCCGUCUGAGAACGUUAAGUAAGUACAUUGUCAGUUCAGAGAUUGGGCAUAGCCUGUCAGAAUUACAUGACUUAAAACUCAGAGGAAAUUUGUGCAUUGAAGGACUAGAAAAUGUUGACAGUUUAUCAGAAGCUCAAGAGGCCAACUUGAUGGGUAAAAGAGACCUCUACAAAUUAGAGUUGGUAUGGAACCGGGAGACCCACUCAAAGCCAUAUGCUACUAAUCCGGAGCUAGUACUUAAUGCGCUUCAACCUCACUCAAAUCUCAAGAAUUUGAAAAUUGUAUACUAUGCAGGAUUACAAUUCCCAACCUGGAUGGAAAUGCUCACCAAUUUAGUUUCUCUUGAUCUUUAUGGAUGCAAGAUGUGUGUGCGGCUUCCCUCACUUGGUAAACUACCAUAUCUAAGAAGAAUUUAUAUAAGGGAAAUGGGUGAUGUGCAGUACAUGGAUGAUGACGAAUCUGAUGAUGGUGUGGAGGUGAAAGCUUUCCCGUCUUUAGAAACACUCUCACUAUCAGGAUGCUCAAAGUUAGAGCGGUUGUUGAAAGUGGAAAGAGGAGAGAAUUUCCCCUGUCUUUCUUAUUUGAUAAUUAAUAAAUGCCCUAAACUUGAGUUGCCAAGCUGCUGCAUUCCGUCACUCAAAAGCCUCAAUCUAUUUGAUUAUACGAAUGAGUUACUGAGGUCCCUCUCAGGUUUCAAUGGCCUUACCUCCCUUUGGCUUUCCCGUGGCGAUGUAGACCUGACAUCCUUCCCGGUGGGAACAUUGACUUCUCUUCAGACUCUGGGGAUAUCUGGUUUCGAGGUAUUGAAGGAAUUACCAAAUGAAUUCUUCAAAAACCUCAACAAAAUGGAGUAUCUGAGCAUCGGUAAUUGUAGGAAGCUGGAGUCUUUACCAGAGCAAGGGUGGGAAGGUCUCCGCUCCCUUCGAACUCUGGAUAUUUGGGGAUGUGGUGAAUUGAAAUCCUUGCCGGAUGGUGUUCGACACCUCACUUCACUCCAGGUUUUGAGUAUUGGUAACUGCCCAGCAUUAGCCGAGAGGUGUAAAGAGGGAACAGGGGAGGAUUGGGACAAGAUAGCGCACGUUCCCAAAGUACAAAUUUAUUGAUUCAGAAUUAGUUUUUGGGAUGUUUUAAAUUGAAAUCCUUGCCGGAUGGUGUUCGACACCUCACUUCACUAGAGGUUUUGAAAAUUUACGACUGCCCAGCAUUAGCCGAGAGGUGUAAGGAGGGAACAGGGGAGGAUUGGGACAAGAUAGCGCACGU
Lotus japonicus is the source of this 3310-nucleotide messenger RNA. Its product is annotated as putative disease resistance protein RGA1. The record is from RefSeq and is a predicted model, not a curated record. The transcript is spliced from 2 exons. Gene Ontology annotation, biological process: defense response to other organism. Gene Ontology annotation, molecular function: ADP binding. The coding region runs from base 193 to 3153 and encodes 986 amino acids. Lineage: Eukaryota; Viridiplantae; Streptophyta; Magnoliopsida; Fabales; Fabaceae.